Molecule: messenger RNA, 10134 nt
Organism: Cephus cinctus (wheat stem sawfly)
Lineage: Eukaryota; Metazoa; Arthropoda; Insecta; Hymenoptera; Cephidae
Gene: PlexB
Product: plexin-B
Exons: 7
Coding region: 884-6916 (2010 amino acids)
Biological process (GO): semaphorin-plexin signaling pathway involved in axon guidance; positive regulation of axonogenesis; negative regulation of cell adhesion
Cellular component (GO): semaphorin receptor complex
Molecular function (GO): protein binding; semaphorin receptor activity
Source: RefSeq, a predicted model, not a curated record
AGAAUACCGCAACGUAACUUUAAACGGAAGUGAUAUUGCCGCCAUUUUACGUGUCGUUUCGUAACUUGUUUUUUGAAUGACAGAGGGAGCUACGUGUCAUGGCAGGAAACGUAUUCGUCCUUUUUCCGCAGGAGGACGCGGCGUCCGCGUUAAACGCUGCUCCGACGAGUGGAGGAUGCGUGCGUGAGAGAGCAAGAGAGAAAGAGUGAUUCGAAGAGGGAGAAUAAAUAGUAGAAGGACAAGAAAGAGAGAGAAAGCGUUGAAGCAGAAGAGUGGGGAAUGGAGCCGAUGGAUGGUGAGGUGAGAUGAGUACGAUGAGCGAGAGAGGAGAAGAGCCGACAAAGAGAGGAGGUGGUUGGAGCGCUGAACGCACUAUGGAGCACACGCUGUAGCGAGAGCCCCCAACCAACCCCAUGCAGCCCAUCGUCAGUCGAAUUUUAAUGGCGGCCGACUCCGACUCCCCGCGUAGUGUUAUUGUGAAUUGACGGACGGCACGGUGCUACCGUGUGUGUCUCCGGCGAGCUGAGAAUACGCGCUAAAACAUCUCGCUAGCGGAACUAUCGUGCUGGAGUGUAGUUUGCAAGAGCUCAUUAGGACGCGCGACUACCUUGCCAAGUUAUGGUAGACACGAGCGAUGUGCCCUAGCGACUCUAACGCAAGAGCGUUUCAGAGUGCGAGUACCUUCACUCCCUACGAAACCUUCACUCCUUCGCAAACAAGGAGAAGACAGUGAGCAUCAUGCUGGUGCUUGGUUACAGGCAUAGCUGGUAGUGCCGUCCCGAAACUGGCCAACUACCGGCGGGGCACACACUCCAAUCACACCUUGUAACCUUCCCUUCCUUGUCCUGUACACAAGUGAGCUACCCACUGUCUUUAGCACACCAUGAGACUCCUUGGACUGAAACCUUUUCCCGUUUCGCCACCUGUGCCACCGCCGCCCCGGUUGCCACUGCCGUCCGUUCGCUUAGCAUCAUUUUCGUCCGCAUCAAUCGUAGCGUGGCUCUUGGUUACCCUGGUAACUGCCGCUAUGGAUGCGCCAGCCAGCUCGAUCCCUCCAUCGUCAGAAAAUCAGUCACCUCACGUAGUUGCACAAUUUCCGCUCCCGGUUGGACAGCGAUACGAAUUGUACCCUUUGGAUCCAAACACGACGAGAGAAGGAGCCCUGCGUUUUAAUCAUCUCACCAUAGAUCCUUCCACUGGACGACUUUAUGCAGGAGCCGUUAAUAGACUUGUGCAGUUAGACUCUAAUCUCAGACUUGAAGAACUGGUUUCAACAGGGCCUAGAAUGGACAACCCGCAGUGCCAUGCGACUGGUUGCCCGUCCAGGGACAUGACUACAUCCCUCAUGGAUAACGUAAAUAAGCUGCUUGUCGCUGACCUCGAAUCCCGCACUCUGAUUGCCUGCGGUUCUCUACUUCAAGGCGCUUGUGAAAAGUACAAAAUGGCAAACAUAUCCCUUAAGCCGGAUUUCAUUCCUACUAGCGUGGCAGCUAACGAUGAAAAUUCCUCUACUUACGCGUACAUCGGUCCAGAAAGAUAUAAUCCUUGGGGAAAGACUAAUAUUCUCUACGUGGGCACCACUUUCACGAAUAACGGAGAGUAUCGGCAUGAUGUUCCUGCCAUUUCCAGUCGAAAUCUCUACACUUUAGAGUUUGCCGAGUACACAUUCAAUAAGCAGUCAAUUUUACACAUCGACGUCAAAUAUCGAGAUCACUUUUUAGUCAAAUACGUAUAUGGCUUCAAUGCAAGUGACUACGCAUACUUUGUACUUGUCCAGAAACAGUCCUAUCUUCCUGAACAGGAAGAGCUGGGCUAUAUUUCAAGACUGGCUCGAAGUUGCAUAAGCGAUCCAAACUAUGACAGUUACACGGAAGUGACGCUGCAGUGCAGCGUUGAUCUCGGUGAUGGUAGACAACAUCUCUAUAAUUUGGUACAGGAUGCUAAAGUUGCUGCAGCUGGUGCUGAUUUAGCUAUGCAGCUAGGAAUUGCUGUCGGCGAUCCUGUCUUCGUUUCUGUUUUUUCUCCAAGUAAAGGUAUCACCAACGAACCCCUCCCACGUUCGGCAGUGUGCGUUUAUAGUUUACAAGAUAUCGAAACAAAGUUCAACGAGAACAUACACAUGUGCUUUAAUGGUAGCAUCAAGUAUAGGAAUAUGGGAUACGUCAGUGGUCCGAUUCUGGAUGGAAAAUGUCCCACAGCAGGAACGACAGGAAAUAUUUUGGAUUUCUGUGAAGUGGGCCUAAAGAUAUCCGGAGUCUCUCCGAUCAUUGGCCAAGCCGUUUUACACUUUGCGAAUGCGUAUGUAACGUCCAUAACUGUUACAAAUACGGAAAGUCACACUGUUGCAUUCCUGGGUACUCACGACGGUGUUCUCAAGAAGGUUUUGCUUUCUGGAAUCGAAGCCUCCAUAUACGAGAGCAUCGUUAUUGACAAGGGACAAAAAUUGCUGCCUGACACUGCUAUUGCACCUGGCGGAGAGCACAUCUAUGUGCUGUCCACGUCAAAGAUAUCUAAAGUCAAAGUUGAACACUGCAGCGGCUACACGAACUGCAGCAGUUGUCUGGAUGCUAAAGAUCCAUAUUGCGGUUGGUGCUCCCUUGAAAAACGGUGCACUGUCAGGCGAGCUUGCCAGAAAGCGAGUCACAGUAGUCCAAGGUGGUUAUCCUUGGGCACGGGACAACAAUGCAUCGAUUUCGAACAAGUCCUUCCUGAUCGCAUACCAAUUAAUCAGAUGACUACUGUUCAAUUAAGUAUCAGAACUCUACCUGAACUGCCAACCGGUGCCAAGUACAAGUGUGUCUUUGGCAAGGCUGAGCCCAUCGACGCCCAAAUGACUGGUUACGGAUUAUCUUGUCCUACACCACCUGUCUUUGGUAGACCUAGCAUUCCUGAGGAUGCUGAUCACGUCCUAGUACCUCUAUCUGUACGUUCCAGCGAAACGAACAAGGACUUCGUAUCACGAAAUUUUGCAUACUUUGAUUGCUCGAGGCAUACAGUCUGUGCAGAUUGUGUAAAGUCCCAAUGGGCCUGUAGCUGGUGUGUCUAUGAGAAUAAAUGUACACACAAUACCAGCGGAUGUCAGGGCAACAUCAUAUCUGGUGAAAAUAAUCAAGCCAAUUUGGCAGCUCACGGUGUUCAAUAUUGCCCAAGAUUUGUGGAACGUAAGGAACCUUUGAUGCUUCCGAAUAAUGUACCUAAGGAAAUAGUCCUGGAGGUAGAGAAUUUGCCGCAUCCUCAAGUGGGACACACUGGAUUCCAGUGUAUCGUUACUAUAGAAGGGGCGAACCUGCGCGUUCAAGCUCGGGUCGACUCUAGCCGCUUCAUAGUAUGCGACAAGACGAUUUACUCCUACGAGGCUGUGACUGGUGAAUAUUCAGCUGCGGUGACGGUAGUUUGGAAUACGAAUCACCACGUGGAUCAAACGACAAUUGUGCUAUACAAGUGUGAAGUGUUGGGAUCUCAUCGCGAACAUGCGGACUGCUCUCUUUGUGUAACGAGGGAUCCACGUUUUGAAUGUACCUGGUGCGGUAACAGUUGCGUCUAUAGACAUUCCUGCCUGCAGUCACCUUUCGCGGAGUGUCCUAAACCCAGAAUAGACAUGAUAAAACCUUUGAGCGGUCCCAUCGAGGGUGGUACUUUGGUCACUAUCGAGGGAAGUAAUUUGGGCCUCAAGGAAAGCGACGUCGAAGGCAAGAUACACAUUGGGAACACUCCGUGCACUCUCGUCGAUUACGAAGUUUCCGUCCGUAUUGUUUGUCGCACCGGGCGUCACGAAGCUACGGACAGGGCAUCGGUUGUCGUUGGCAAUGAUGCUGGUUAUACAGAAAGUGCUGUCUUCUUUAAUUACAAGGACAUCCAGCUCUCUGGCGUUUAUCCUGCCAUGGGGCCCCAAAGCGGUGGAACUCAGCUCGCCAUCUCCGGCAUGUAUUUGAAUAUUGGUAGCACCAUCUCUGCGUACCUGGAUGAGCUUCCUUGUCACGUGAACGCGACGCAAGCAAGCAGUACUAGAUUAACCUGCAUAACGAGUAAAGCUGGUCAAGUGCGACGGACCCGCCGACUAACCCUCAGCAUCGACGGGGCUAAUCGUACCUUAGUAGGCAAUCCCUACAACUAUACUCACGAUCCAACGAUCAUGGAAAUUAAACCAUUAAGAAGUUUCGCUUCUGGUGGACGUAUGAUCACUGUUCAUGGUACCAACCUGGACACCAUCCAAAAACCAGAAAUGGAAGUGUAUUUCGACAACGAACUUUUACCAGUCAAUAAAACUAUCUGCUCUGUGCUCAACCCGACGCAGAUGGAAUGUCCGAGCCCUAGUGUAGCAGAAAGAUUCAGAUCACUUCAACGUACUAAACGUUCUUUACACAAACACGGUUCUCAAGCAUUAAAAAUUAAAGAACAUCAACUAGCUCUAAGGAUCGGAUUCGUUAUGGAUCACGUGGAAAGUGUACGAGACUUGGAGAAACAUUUUCAGAGCUUGAGAAAUCAAUUGCUCUACGUAGAGGAUCCAAAAUUCUUUGCGUUUCCGGGUAACGUGAAACUGUAUAAGGGUGAUCCUUUGGUCAUAGAGGGAGACAAUCUAAAUUAUGCGAGUGAUGAGUCUGACGUGAAUGUCACUGUAGGCAUUAUGCCAUGUAAUAUAACGUCGCUUGCCUUAACACAAUUGGUCUGUACUCCGCCAGAUCAACAACCUGCUGAUACGGAUGAACUUGGCGUUAAAACAGAGCAGGGUCUUCCUUUGGUCGUUGUACGAGUUGGUCAGAGUCUUCGAUUUCGCAUAGGAUAUUUGCAUUAUGAUGUCAUCAAGUCUUACCCAAUACCACCCGAGGCAAUUGCUGGAAUAGCUGCAGGAACUUUCGGUUUGGUUUUCUUAUUCGUACUGGUCUUGGUGGUGUACCGAAGAAAGAGCACACAGGCAGAACGGGAAUACAAAAGGAUACAAAUUCAAAUGGAUACGCUUGAAAGUAAUGUGAGAAUGGAAUGCAAGCAAGCGUUUGCCGAAUUGCAAACAGACAUGACGGAUUUAACUGCGGACCUUGAAUCAUCUGGAAUACCGACUUUGGACCACAAGAAUUAUAUCAUGAAAGUUUUCUUCCCUGGUGUAAUAGAUCAUCCGAUAUUGAAUGAUCCCAGAGUCCGUAGUAACACAUCCAGGACAAACUAUGACGCAGCGAUGAUACAGUUCGAACAGCUCAUCAAUAACAAGUGUUUCAUUUUAACGUUUAUCGAGACUUUAGAGGCGCAAAAAGACUUUAAUAUCCGAGACAAGGUUAAUGUAGCGUCUCUCUUAAUGGUCGUACUAAUGGGAAAAAUGGAAUAUGCUACUGACAUACUCAUGAAUCUUUUACUCAGGCUAAUCGACAAAUCCGUCGACACGAAACAUCCUCAGCUUAUGCUGAGGCGAACUGAAUCCGUGGUAGAAAAGAUGCUCACAAAUUGGAUGGCUCUUUGCAUGUACAACUACUUAAAGGAUUAUGCUGGUUCUUCCUUGUUCUUGCUAUUUAAAGCAAUCAAGCAUCAGAUAGAAAAGGGUCCAGUUGACGUGAUAACCCAUGACGCUAGAUACUCCCUUUCAGAGGAGAGACUUCUCCGCGAACAGAUAGAACACAGCGUGGUCACCCUGCACGUAGUUCAGGAUGACCUCGAUGAGAAAAUUCAAUGCAAAGUUUUAGAUUGCGAUACGAUAAGUCAAGUGAAAUCAAAAAUACUCGAUGCUCUCUAUAAGAAUACCCCAUUCUCUCUGAGGCCCUCUAUUCACGAGGUGGAUUUAGAAUGGAGGCACGGUAGAGGUGGACACCUUACACUGCAAGAUGAAGACCUUACGACCAAGUGCAACAGCGACUGGAAGAAGAUAAAUACCCUAGCUCAUUACGGCGUCAAGGAAUCAGCCGUAAUGUCUUUAAUUCCACGUCAGAAUGAUGGUUUCUCCGUAACGUGUAAACCACCUUGUCACAACUGCAAACCAUCUCAUCAUCAUCAUGCAAAUCACUGUUCGUCCGCCCAUCUUCCAUCCACGCCGAAUCAUGCGAUGAUCAGUCCAAUUAUGUAUUCUCAUCCUCCGAGCGGUAUUUACUUCAACUCCCAAAAUUCGCCGCCCAUUAUAACGGCAAACGGUGACAUCGAAAGUGGUCAUGGUGGAAAUCAAAGACUAUAUCAUUUAGUGAGGCCCAUCGAGGAAGGGCAUUACCCACCCGGAAUAGGACUUGCUGGUGGCAAACAUCCGCAUCCCGAGCGUACGCAUAAAGCUAUUCCAGAAAUAUUUCUCACGAGACUCUUGUCGACUAAAGGAACCGUGCAAAAGUUCGUGGACGAUUUUCUGAACACAAUACUUACAGCAAACGAAGCUUUACCCAGUGCAGUCAAAUGGCUGUUCGAUCUCCUGGAUGAAGCAGCGAAGAGACACGGUAUAAUUGAUCCUGAAGUACCUCAUGCUUGGAAAUCAAACAGUCUGCCACUCAGGUUUUGGGUGAACUUCAUAAAGAAUCCAGAUUUUAUGUUCGACAUAAAUAAAUCAACAACAGUGGACUCGAGCCUCUCUGUGAUAGCUCAAACAUUCAUGGAUUCAUGUUCAACAACCGAGCAUAGAUUAGGCAAGGAUUCCCCGUCUAACAAAUUACUCUUCGCUAAGGAUAUUCCUCACUAUCGGGAAAAGGUCGGCCGAUUUUAUACCGACGUACAAAGAUUACCACAGAUCACUGAUCAGGAAAUGUCUAGUGCCAUGCAGCAGCUCAGCGCAUCCCAUGCUAAUGAAUUUGACGUAAUAGCCGCGCUGAAAGAGCUCUAUAUUUACGUCAGCAAAUAUUAUGAACAAAUCCUAGAGGCCUUGGAGACAGAUGCGGGCUGCCGCAAGUUACACCUAGCCCACAGGCUGGAGAACGUGGCGUGCACGCUCGAGGGUGAAGAGACCAGUGCCUGCUGACAUAACCUCUCGACCUCCAUUCCUGAACCCGUCGACCUCCCAAAAAACACUGACUAGUGCCUCCACUUCACGCACCACAUACACCUCAUUACAUGUACAAACAUACACAUCAUGCAUUUACCAAACAGUGCAUAACCCCUACCGUUUCGCUGUGGCAACAUAGAGGAGCAUCUUCACCACAUUCUUCGUCAAGUGAUCGAGGACGCAAAACAAGGAAGACACCACGUAACUCAUUCAACAAAGGAAUGAAGAAUGUUAGGAUUCUAAAGGAUGCGACGAGUGAAAAGGGGGGCAACUCGGCUAUCUCUAUGUAAUACUCCUUAAUGAAGGACAGCGUCGUGACUGCGUGUGACGUGUGGCGUGUGUCGUGUAGCGUGUAGUGUGUAGCGUAUAGCGUUUAGCGAGUAGCGUGUCAUUAUACGGGCGAGGACAAUGAAGUUUUCGUAAUCGCAGUACCGUUCGGAGCUCGCGUUAAGUAUAAUGUUGCUUGAAGAGGCAAGGCAAAGAGAGAAAGAAAAAAAGGUCAAAGGCAUGGUCCGUUGCGGAGCAUGGAAACGCGCGACCCGUUUGGAUUCCGCGUUCUCGUCCGCACGCCCGCAACAUACGAAACACAACACAACGUUAUAAAAGUAAGUGAGAACGCCAUAGUGUCCACCAGACUGUUUGUACAAGAAGAUGUACGACAGCAAGUAGUCUGUGAUCUGAGCACGCGCGGCUAUGCCUACUAUCUUCAUUACGAUAUAAUUAUUGCUAUGUUAUUUACAUUAUAUUAUAUGUAUACCGGAUGGAUCGACGACAAUUUUUACUCAAAUACUAAGCCAGAUAUUAAAAUUCAACCGAGUUCUUUCAUAGGAAUUCCGUCAUCUAACAGAGAGCACUGGCACGUGCUUAUGGAUCAUACAAAAUUAUAUUAGUCACUUACAGGAUUUGAUAUUUUAAUUAAUUCGGCUGUACAAUUCUUAACAUUCUGACAGUUCGCUAAAAUUACUCGAAUGCUGCAAUUGAUUAAUACCAAUCUGUCUAUAAUGUCUAUAAUGUAUCUCUCGCUUCAAUCAUCAUCAGUUUCUCAGAGAUAUCCUUAAUAUCUGGUCAAUUCAUCUUUUGUGUAUCAUUGCGUCCCACCGGCCAUCUCGUGUAUAACAUAUACAUUUGCUUUCAUAUAGUGUAUAUACGUGCAACAUGUGUUGUAUAUAUACAUAUAUAUAUAUAUAUACACGCGUAUGAAAGCAAAAAGAUUACAUUACACACCUCCGCGGACUGUAGUGAGCUAGCUAGAGAGGGACUAUAUAUGUAUGUAUAAUAAAUAAAUAUAUAUAUAUAUAUAUACACACAACACACACACACCCAUAUAUAUAUAUAUAUAUAUAUAUACAUUUGAGGAAGCGCCCUGUUAAGAGACAGAGUAAGAAAUAAUUAUAAAUUCUAAGGUAAUUAACGAUAACGUUACGAGAAAUUAAGCGAUUAAGAGUUAUAAGAGCAGCUCAGUCUACUCUAGGCCUAGCUACGUAUAUCGAAUACGUAAUUACAUUUUUUUACGAUCUUUUUUUUACGUUUGUUUUUUUAUUAUUUUUUUUUUUUUUAUUUAGUUUAUAUACUUACACGGUAGUAAUACACGCCAUCGCUACUAUCAUUUUACAAUGAUCGACUUGCGAAAUAAUCUAUAUUACACUUAUGAAUUACGCGUACGGAUUAUUGUGGACUAUUAUAUAACGAUAGGUAUAUAAUUAUUGGUAUUAUCAUUUAAUUGAGAAUUAUCAGUAAUUGUUAAGCGUGUGAGCAUAGGGACUCGGCGAGGUAAGGCGGUUUUAUACCAGUGUCGGGCGCAAAAGUGUCCAGGGCUCUGAUCAUGUUAAAAAAAAUUUUAUACAGUGAUACUCAUGGCCAUCCAUCUGAUGAGGCACGCGUCUUUCAUAUUGCUAAGAUUUAUCGGGCGCAUUGAAGACACUUGUCGUACGUAGUGAUAACAAUCCUCUUUAUUACAGUAUUUUUCAUUGUUGAAUGCAUUUUUUUUUUCUUUUUUUUUUUUUUUGAUAUGAUUAUAUUCUAUUGACUGCAGCUCUCUUGCGUUUAUUUUAAGUUCUCUUGAGACUGUCGAAAUCGUAUUAAGUUGCUUCGUUGCAUCGUUUGACGAUGUAUUUUCGGAAUCUCCUCUUGAACGAGGUCAUCUUUAUUACAGCUAAACUCAGCGCGCACUGCCAAGGCUACUUAUGCGCUUCUACAAACAAUUAAUCGAGAACCGAUCUAAUGACGAGCCAUUAGAUCCGUUACGUCUGAUCGAAUCUAUAAAAAUGGAUUAUUCAUUAACGAGUGGCCCAGGGAGGCUGGGGGCGUGCUCAUCCUUGUACUUAAUUAAUACUCGCAUGUAAUACAACAUUUAAUCCAGGUCCCCAGACUCCCCUCUUCGAAGGGUCUUAACCUAUGUAUCUCUCUAUAUGUAUUGUAUUUAUUUAUACUAUGAAGAAGCUAGUACUGUAAGAAUGUACGUCAAUCUGAAUUACUUGUAUUUUGGCAAUUUUGAUUUUCGCGCGUCAGGCUUUGAAUUGUCUCGUUGGUAUGGUACCUAGUGCGUAUCAUGGUCUUCCUCAUUGUGCUCAUUUUUUUUUUCUUGCCAGGGUAAUUUUUUCUUUUUUCUUUUUUUGUUUGUGCAAAAGCUUUUCGCCGUCACCAAGUACGAAUACUCGCGAAUCAUAUCAUUCUCGAUAUGUAAGAAAGGACUGAUUCAAUCGAUAGCUCCGAUCCCUCGACGUGCAGCGGGAUACCAUCGGUUUAAUUCUCGUGAGAUGAAACACGAGAAUUACGUGAAUUAAAACUGGCGCCUCAAUCUGUAAAUGCCAAGAUAAAAGAAACUCUUGUGAAAUUCAUUUAUAAUCUUAAGCGUGUCUCGCGAAUCUCAGUACUGCAAUUAUGUAUAGAUUGACGUACACGUACAUGCGCACACAUUGUUAUACAUACCUAUAUAGUAGAAUUGCGAUUACGAACUGCAAGGUUUCCCUAAAAGAGCAUGUUCCACGUAUGUUAAUUAUCAUCUAUUCUUUGUCAUCCAGAGAGUAACGUGUUUUUGAUUGUUAAUCAAGGAACGCUACUUAAUUUCAUUCACGUAUUUGAACUUUUAAGAAUCUCGGAGUGGGAAUCUCUUAAGGAAAAAAAAAAAAAUGAAAUUGCACCGCAAAGAAAAAGUAGCCAAGUAGACUGAUAAUUGUUGACUCCAUCCAUCUCAA